Molecule: messenger RNA, 990 nt
Organism: Pseudovirgaria hyperparasitica
Lineage: Eukaryota; Fungi; Ascomycota; Dothideomycetes; Acrospermales; Acrospermaceae
Exons: 1
Coding region: 205-783 (192 amino acids)
Source: RefSeq, a predicted model, not a curated record
CUUUGAGGAUUUGCUGAGAAUACGGAUGCAUGAUUUCGUGUAGCCAAGGUACUAAGACGCCCAAGAAAAGCCUAUCCAUAGUAUGAUAGAUACAUAACUGCCCGUCGGAUCAUGGUCCGUCCCGAAACACACAUUCCAAGCCCGAUUGUGACUCAUAGAGAGGGUAUCCACCGCGCCUGAGCCGGCGCCCGUUAAAGUCCACCCAUGACUCCCAGAAGACCCAUCAUCAUGAGAACUUGCCGAUUCUGGUCUCCAGCUUGCCCGGCCGCGCCUCCUGUCUCAGUCGGCGCUACCGCUGUCGUGCUCGGACUGGAGGUGCCGGACGUCGUUGUAGUCGGACUACUCACUGAUCCUCCAGGUGAUGUCACCGGGGCACUACUUGAAGGGCUUGACACUGGCUCGUCCGAGAGAGAAAUAGGUAAAAUUGAUAGGAUAUCGGAUCUAGUCGAGGCCUCAGACAAGAAGCUCUCGAAUUCGGACCGAAGAGAGGAGAGCUCGGGUGGCAGAGUGGAAAAGAAGACCGGCCCUGGUCCAACGGGUAACCCAGAGGGAGUGGGAAUGGAUUGCUGGAUAGUUGUAUCAGAUCUCAGGGUUCAUCCUUUCCAAGUGUGGACCGAAUGGUAUAUAUUGAUCAACACUAGUGAGGCUGUGCGGACUUACUGUUCGGGCCAAUACUACGAAAGCAAGAGUGGCAAGAAUCCUCAGACUGAAGACAGUUCGGGGAUACAUCUUGUUCGGUUGGUUCAUUGUGGUGAUAUGUACGAUUUAUUGGUACGAAUAUAGAAAUGCUUCCAGGUUCCACGUAGUGAAGACUAAAGCUUAGUACAGAACGGGCUGUGAACGCGUGUUUACGCUUCCCUCUAUCAGGCAACAGUGAUUCAACGGAUGAGAGUCGUCAGGUGCACAGUUGCCAAGCUCAAAUGUUCCCACAAUGCAAUACGAUUUCGUACAGAAAGUCGUACUUACCUAUAGAAAAACAAAGUGUUAGUA